Verticillium alfalfae VaMs.102 is the source of this 2445-nucleotide messenger RNA. RefSeq lists its product as hypothetical. The record is from RefSeq and is a predicted model, not a curated record. The coding region runs from base 1 to 2445 and encodes 814 amino acids. Gene Ontology annotation, cellular component: cytoplasm. The transcript has 4 exons. NCBI's taxonomy places the organism in Eukaryota, Fungi, Ascomycota, Sordariomycetes, Glomerellales, Plectosphaerellaceae.
AUGCCGAAACUUGACAACUCUCGCGACUAUUACGCGGACCUCAACCUGCCUGUGACAGCAGAUGUCAAUGACAUCAAGAAGCAAUUCCGGAAGCUAGACGAAGCGCUCCUCUACCACCCUGACCGAAACCCCGGCAGAGAAGCUGAAGUCAACUCCAAGUUUCAGGUCAUCCAGUCCGCACAUGAGAUUCUGACCGAUCCCGAGCAAAAAGCCAAGUACGAUGCCAGCCGGGGUCGCUCGCGUUAUCCCACCGCUUCAGGCGUCAGAGGCAAUCCCUGGCAAGAUGCCGGGGCCAACUUUCCCCCACCACCUCGGCGAAAUCAACCAACUCGUAAUGCUACCCAAUCGGGGGCGAACAAGUACCGCAACUUUACCUCGGGUGCCGCGCCGACUGCAAAGGCUCAACCCCGCGAAGACCCUAUGGAAUCCAGGCGCAAUGCGUGGCAGGCGUUUGAACAGAUGAGGCCUUCGUCUCAAGGCAAGUCCGCCGCCUCUCAGGCGAAGCCGAGACCUGUGCCCGAGCAGCCCGUCCCACCCCCUCGACCCGCACAGAGACCUGAGAGACCUGUGCCAAGGACGCCCGCACAGAAGCAGAGAGCCGAAGCUGCUUUCGGGCCAAGAAGUCGUCGGGCUAUGCCCCUCACUCUCCUGUUCCUGGAGAUGAGCCGUCUUACCAAGAUGCCGGGCUGUCCCCAGGUGGAGCUCGUCCUCGAAGCUCAAGCCCGCCUCGGACCGCUCAUACGGAAGACCCGUCCGGAGCCCAACAGAGUCAUACCGCCAACACUGCUUCCGACACUCAUAAGCGGUCGUUUGCCUCAAGAGCAAGCGCCAAGUAUACCCCGUCAGGACGAGCCCACGAUGCUGGAGAGCCUGGAGGAAGCAGACCGACAACAGCAGCUGCAAAUGAAGCACCCACCAUCCCUCCAAGUCAACAUCACCCGUGUAUGGCCGACGGCCAGGCUUCAAAUCCCAGGCCACCAUGCAACCGCGCAAACACGCAGAGAUUCUGCAACACCUUCUCCAAGUGGGGAUGGCUCCUCCACCACUCCAGAGUCUCUUACCCCUUUUGAGCGCAAACAGCGCGAACUACUCGAGAGGUUGAUUCACGGUGCAAACACGCCCAGCAAAAGACAGCGGUCCGAGAUGAAUGAACCCGGAGAUCAUGCUGACAAAUUUUGUACCAAUAGCUUCAAUUUUGUGGUUGAUGACGACACGUUUACACGGACUACUCCUGAGCAGAAGAGGUUUGCCCGGAGCAGUGCUGAUGAUAUCAACACCAGUUUUGUCGAUGAGCAAGGGGCCGAUACUUGGCAGUUUAGCGCCGGCAGCCCCCACACUCCGCAACAGGAGGAUCCGUUCGCCAAGCGCCGCACCCAAUCCGCAAGCCGUACGGGACGCAACUCGCCGCUCAAGCGCCCGCCGCCUCGUCCCGCGAAGGAGCCGCUCCCGGCCGAGAAUGAGAAGACGGCAGAGGAAGUCAGGUUCGACGCAGAGGGCUGGAGUCAGAAGAUUGGCCCGCAGAAUUUUGCACACCAGCCAACUCAGACCAAAGCAUCUUCUCCAACACGACCCUCACGCUCCAACUCGCGGAAGCCAAAGUCGGUCCAUCCAACCGUCGGAACUGCCGGCUUGGUCAAUGAAGAAAGCAGCAGCAAUGAAGACACAGAUGGUGGUGCCCGCCAGCCGGAACCUGAACCGGCCACAACAGGCAGUCCAAUGCCCAUGGACAUAGAUCCCGAGACGCCGCCUCCCAACCCCAGAAGCGCGCCCCCUUCGAGACGGGAUAGCGCUCGCAACAUCCCCGUCGAGCCUUCACGACCUGAGUGGCGACCUGGAAAUGUUCAACCCGUACCCGAGACGUCACAGCCGAAUGGUGUCAAGAGGGCCCCUUUCAACCCUAAUACGGCGGGAUCCGAGGAUAGUGAGGACUUCCGCGCCAGCUUUGCCGAUUUGAAGAACGUUGCUCCGUUUGCAACAAAGCCGACUGGGCUCAACUCAUUCGGCGACUUGAAGUCGCAAUUGCCGUUCGAGAGUCGGGCGUCGGAGCGGAUACCCAUUGAGAAAGAAAAGAAGCAGGAUCCCGAACUCAACUUUCCGCCUGUUCCACGCGCUCCUACUCCGCCGGCUGCCCUGGCCGUGUCCGGUCUCAGGCCCUCUCUUACGACGUGGCAAAAGUAUCUCGUUGAGUUCCAGAACUACCUUCAACAGUGGGAUGCUUUCAACGCCCAGAUCACCUACCACUUUGAAGUUCGCAAGGCACAGAUUCUGGAAGAACGCGGAACUGCAGGCUAUGCAUUCCUCACGACACAGGGUGACGAGGGUGUCGAGCAAUACCUCAGCUGGGUUCGCCAGGACAAAGAGGUUCGCCGCAAGUGGAGCCUUGCUUGUGACGAGCACGAGAUGCGCAUGCUCGAUUUCUUGAAAUACAAGAAGCUGAUGCGGUAA